GUACUUCAGUCGCUCACAGGAGCAAACGGAGGCGGACAGAAGAAGUAAAGUCAGGUAGAGGAGAACACCUGCCGGGACAGAGAAGCACAGAGGAAGAGGAGGAAGGAGAGGCUGACUGAGGCUGUCCUCUCCUUCUUCAUGUCUGCUGCUGGAAGCUCUUAGAUGUUGAACUUGAUGGGUGUUUCUAACGCCUCCAACCCCAAUGUCUCCUGCAGCUGCAACUGCCAGCCCUACCCGUCCAUCCAGAACAUGGAGAUCACCCAGCUGGAGUUCAUCCAGAUCUUGGUGAUCGUGGUGUUCAUGAUGGUCAUGGUGGUGGUCAUCACCUGUCUUCUUAACCACUACCGCCUGUCAGCACGCUCCCUGCUGUCCAGACACUCCCCUACCCGCAGGAGGCACCUGCCACUGGCCAGCGAGGGCCUGUGGUCUGCCGACGGCUCGGGGAGCAGCAGUGGUCUGAAUGAGCAGCAGGUAUUCAACCCGCCUCCCGCAGACAGAGGAGUCAUGUCCUACCUGCAGCGAGAGCCGCAGCGCUUCCAGCUGCCGUACGGGCCCAGCCGCUUCCAGCCCACGUAUCCCUACCUGCCCCAGAGCCUCAUCGACCUCCCCCCCACCAUAUCCCUGUCAGACGGAGAGGAGCCGCCGCCUUACCAGGGUUUGUGUGCUCUGCAGCUAAGAGACCCAGAGCAGCAGAUGGAGCUAAACCGCGAGUCGGUUCGACCUCCACCCAACAGAACCGUGUUCGAUUCCCACGCCCUGGACCCAUCCAAUGCCCACCUGCAGACCAGGCUGCAGGCCCCUCCCCCGAGCGCUUAUUCUGGUAUCAGUGUCCUGGAGGCCCAGGAGGCCUUGACCCGGCAGCAGAAACAGAACCCUGGAGUGGAAGGAACUCCCCCGACCUACAGUGAGGCUAUCGGGCAUUUUUUCCACCCAGCGAUGGUGAACUCCAUCCAGAGCCGUGGGGCCGUGCCGCCGCUGCAGGGGGCGCCGUCCUCCAUCAUCCACGGCCUGCUCAGGCCGCAGGGGAGGGUGGAGAACAGGAACAGCAAGGAAAAAUCCCACAAACCUCAGCAGGUGUGACUGGACCUUCUCCAUCAGCUCAGCCAACGCUGAUGUUUGGUCAGACUGUAAACGCUGAAGCUUCACUGCUCCUGUGUUUCUCUUUGGGGAGAACAUCUGGAAACCUCCGAGCUUCCCCUCAUCUCCUGCUUCAGGUAUGAUGAGCACUUCAGAUGAACAAGGAGAAGAUGAAGGUGGAUGAAAGCCUCCUCCUCACGUUCCACAUCCUUCCUCCAUCGUCUUUGUUCUCAGUGUUUAGCUGUUCUGUUUGUUUCUGGAGAACGGAUAAUUUCCAAUCCUGCAAAACGCUUCAAUCGUCUUUGCUUCUGCAGGAUUUUUUCAUUUCCUUUUGAUAAUCCUCUGUUGCUGCUCCUACAACGGUUUUGCUCCUGCUCCGAGCUUGGCCUCGCCAGCGGGGCGUGAAAGCACAUAUUCCCAGUGUAGAUUUAGCCGAUGUGGUUGUAACGUAGCUCAGCAGGUGUAGCACCGUGCUAAACGUCCUCAGGCCUGAAGCUCCGCCUUACAAAGACCAACUCCUGCAGGAGAUUCACGCAUCCUGGUUUCAAUUUGAUGUCUUCUGAAGACGUUUGCACAAAGUCCAACUGUCAUCUGCAGAGGAAAACGAUCUGCAGCUGAGAAUGGAGGGAUCUCUUUGAAAACUUGAUGCAUUCAUUUAUUUAAAAAAAGAGUCGUGAGAAACACGCCAGGGUGCCAACAUGGAGACGAACACAUUUCUUCAUGACUUAUGGGGUAUAUAUACACACGUAUGCAAAACGAGAGCAGAAAAGCACGAAGUUAAGAGUUAUUUAUAUAUUUGCUGAAAAGAAUUGCACUAUUUUGUUUAGAAUGAUGGGUCAUUAGAGAGGGACUCUUAUUGGGAAGGAGCUCUCUGUUUGGGUUAAAGAGGAGAAGCGGCGGCGUUUUAGGAGCAGCUCUGUGCACAGCAGCAAACAUCAGUCGAUGGGAAGAUCUGACUUUGGUCCAAAGGACUCAGACGACGUUUCUGCACCAUAGAAAAAAAAGAAUCUCCAGUUUAUGCAAACGUCUGAGUCCAGCGGGCCGAUCAGAGGUCAGCAACCCUGUGGGUCCAAUCAGAAACUCUGGAUCUCUCUCCGUCUCUCAUCCCUGUCGGCCGAAUCAUUAGCAAUCCAAAGCUGCUACUACCUCGACCAGUCGAUGAAGCACACACGUUCCUCCAGCCGAAUCACUCUGCAGCGUCUAACGGGCGUCUGAGCCAAUCCAGAUCAUGUGGAACGUAGAAGUAGAGUAGAAUUAGGUGUUUUCUAUCUUUUAUUUGUUCAUUAGCAGAGAGACGGCGAAUUGUCCUCGUUGUGGAGCGUAACUCAGGAAGAAAGCCUGUUACCCAGCAGGUCCCUGAUCGUCCGAUGGUUGGCUGUGCACAGGGCAGACCUAGCGCCGCUAGAAACCCAAACUUCUCCUCUUUCAGUGGGCAUCUCUGAGCACUUUACUGCAGCAGAACCGAGUCCACAAUCCUGAGUGGGCCAAACAAUCCUGAGUGGGCCAGUGGCAGCCAAGCAGAGACCUUAGAGCUGCUUUCCUCCUGCUUCAGUGUUUCAUGACGUUUCUAAAUCAGUGGUGUUCUGCCUAAACCAGGUUCUGAUGUUUAGCAGAACCGACCACAAGUAUUUCCUGAUAUGCUUUAGUUUCUGCUUUGUCUUUGUUUUUUUAACUCAAGAUGGGCUGUUGAAACUAGACACACCUGAGUGUUAAAAAUGGACACGAGUGUUAACAGCAGCCUGUCCCGUCAAAAUAAAAGCAGAAGACGAUGAUCUGACCUGAAGCCGGAGAUGAGAUAUGGGUAUACCGGUCAGACCGGUAUACCCAGAGUCAGUACCCUUUAGUUUUGUACUAAAAAUAAACUAAACUACCUCAACAUCAUGUCAUGUACAAAAAAAAACAAUGUAAUUACAUACUUUUUUGAAGCGUAUGGCGAUUUCACCUUAAAUUGUUGCUUUUUAUGUACAUGACCAAAGGGAUCCACGCCAGUUGAGGUAGUGUAAAGUCUAUUUUUCAUACAAAACUAAAGAGAUAAACGCAAUUCUGACAUCACACCAGAUCGGGAUCGUUCAGAUGUAUGCUAGCGUCCUGAAGAGUCCGUAUUUCAUCUCCACUUUGGUUCCUCCUGGAGGUCAGAGAGAGAUGUGGACACAUCUGGAAACAGCUGGGUUCUAGAAGCUCUGGUUCAGAAGCUUCAGUUCUUUAAUCACUAAAGUAAAAGUUGUUCAGGAGAAACACCUUUUUAGAAGGCUUUCUUUUAUGUUCAGAUGGAGAAAAUACACUUUUUGGUGGAUGGUGAAACCUACUGAAGGUUCUUAACUCUUCAUCAUCAUUUAAAAGCUGGGAUCCAUCCUUUAACCCUUUAUAGGGCACUCCGUGAAAUACUUUGAAAAUAUAAAUUUUAGGACCUUAUUACCUUUGUAACAUUAAAAAAAAAAUAUGGAUAUUUUGAUGGCAAAAAUUAACGGCAAUGGAAUAACAAGAAAUGCCAACUUGCACGAUUAUAUCAAGAAAAAUAACAAAAGUGUUUCUAUAAGAAAUUCAUGAAAAAUACUUUGAGAGUG
Messenger RNA from Cyprinodon tularosa, 3641 nucleotides. RefSeq names its product prostate transmembrane protein, androgen induced 1 (gene pmepa1). Bases 163 to 1080 code for a protein of 305 amino acids. Gene Ontology annotation, molecular function: R-SMAD binding. NCBI's taxonomy places the organism in Eukaryota, Metazoa, Chordata, Actinopteri, Cyprinodontiformes, Cyprinodontidae. The record is from RefSeq and is a predicted model, not a curated record. The transcript has 5 exons. Gene Ontology annotation, biological process: negative regulation of transforming growth factor beta receptor signaling pathway. Gene Ontology annotation, cellular component: early endosome membrane; Golgi membrane.